AUUGAAUCUGAAUCACUAAUUUUGACAUGGUGUAGUUUGAAAUUUAUUAAUUUUUAUUUUGAACUUAAAUGUCCAGUCCACUCGAUUAUCUAGAAAGCCUCAAUUUUAACACAAAACGCUUCCAAAAAUUCUCACAAAUUGUGGAAACUUUUCCGCCAACUGACGCCAAGGAUGUCAAAGUUUGUGUUUGUAGAUGUUGGCAAAGUAAAAAGUUCCCCUACUGUGAUGGAACCCAUAAAUUGUUGAUGGAGAAUGGUGAUAAUGUUGGACCAUACGUCGCGAUUUUAAAGGCCCAGAAAACAAACAAAAACAACGUUAUUAGAAUUAAACACCCGCUGGCCUCAGAUAACAAGAAUUACGUUAAUAACACCUUAAAGUCACCAGCAAAAAUUGUUACAUUAGUUGGAUUGAUGGCGUUCCCGAUAUUAUAUUAUAUAUAUAAGAGAAGCAAAUAUGAAGUUAUCAGAACAAACCAUAAGGAAUUUAAUCACUAAUAUUUACACAUUUGCUAA
Messenger RNA from Theileria parva strain Muguga, 512 nucleotides. Its product is annotated as Iron-binding zinc finger CDGSH type family protein. Gene Ontology annotation, biological process: regulation of autophagy. Gene Ontology annotation, molecular function: 2 iron, 2 sulfur cluster binding. The record is from RefSeq and is a predicted model, not a curated record. The transcript has 4 exons. Lineage: Eukaryota; Apicomplexa; Aconoidasida; Piroplasmida; Theileriidae. Bases 69 to 494 code for a protein of 141 amino acids. Gene Ontology annotation, cellular component: mitochondrial outer membrane; intracellular membrane-bounded organelle.